GACGAUGAUGAUGACGACGAUGAUGAGGACACCCCAAAGAAGAAAACAAAGAAAAAGACAACAAAGGACAGCUCUCAAUCUGCAAGUUCUGCCAAAGACAAGACAUCCAAAUCUAAAGAAGACAAAAAUUCUGAUGGAAAAGAAAAAAAGUCCAAGUCAAAGGAGAAGGAGAAGAAAAAGGAGCCAGCUUCAAUGUUCCAGAUAAAUGGAGAAAAAGACUCAAAAAGCAAGAAGAAAGCUGCCAAAUCAGAGAGUGACGAAAGUGAAGAAGAGACAAAGUCGACCAAAUCGAAGAAGAAAUCCACCGCUGGCUCUGCGUCCAUGUUCCAAGCAUCAGGAGACAAGGACAAAGACAAGAAGACAAAGAAGAAAGGAAAGGCAGAAGAGAGUGACAAUUCUGACUCUGAAAAAGAAGAAAAGUCAAAGAAGAAAAAGGGCAAAGGGAAGAAGAAAAAGGAGAGAUCUCCAUCACCUGAGAUUGAGUUCGACAACUUGGAGAAGUUUGUGAUGCAGCCGGCCACGCAGGGAGUGACCAUCAAAUGCAGAGUGACUCGGGACCAGAGAGGGAUGGAUAAGAGCCUCUACCCUCUGUAUUACCUUCAUCUAGACAAUGAAAAAAAGACAUUCCUGUUGGCUGGGAGGAAAAGAAAGAAAAGCACAACUUCAAAUUACCUCAUCUCAAUUGAUGCCACAGAUUUAUCAAGAGGUGGAGAGAAUUUUGUUGGAAAGCUGAGGUCAAAUUUAAUGGGGACUAAGUUCACCGUAUUUGACAAUGCUCUGAAUCCAGAAAGAGCUCUUCCAGACAUGUCAAAUGCACGGCAGGAGUUAGCAGGCAUCAUCUAUGAAACAAAUGUCUUAGGAAUGAAAGGGCCCAGAAGGAUGACAGUCAUCAUUCCAGGGAUGAACAAGGACAACGAGCGACUACCACUCCGACCAAGAAAUGAAUGUGACGGCUUGUUGAUAAGACACCAGAAUAGAAGGAUGGAAAAUCUGAUCGAGCUUCACAACAAGACGCCAGUGUGGAACGAAGAAACAGCGUCUCAUGUGCUCAACUUCAACGGCAGGGUCACCCAGGCCUCCAUCAAGAACUUCCAGAUAGUCCAUAACAAAGACUUGGACUACAUUGUGAUGCAGUUUGGACGGAUAGCGGAUGACAUUUUCACACUGGACUUCAACUACCCCCUGUGUGCCGUGCAGGCCUUUGCCAUCGCGCUCUCCAGCUUCGACGGCAAAAUUGCCUGUGAAUAACAGACAGAUGCCCCGGGUAGCCUACGUACGCUGAGAUCAGUAUGGAACACGCCCACGCUAACAUCAGACCAACCCAUGUCUUUGGACUUGCCUUCAACACUUCCUGCAAUAGGCGCCAAUAACGAAUGUUGAAUCCCUGAACGUGGCAAUGCCUGCUGCUGCGCUGUCGCCUUCAUGGGCGUGUGAUUCCCCACAGGAGGAAGAAGCAAAACUAGUCUCGUAUUGUCGUCUGAUCAUGCAAGGGGAUGGCACUCGAAAGUCCUGAUUUCUGUCUUGGUAAUUCAUUGGAAACAUCUGGAUUUCUGUGAAUUAAACAAAGACUGACACCGCUUCAAAGAACCCCAGUGACCGGAGGGUUAUGACUUUUUUUUGAGGGGAUGAUGGUACACCUCGAUGAUGAAGGUGUUUAAAGAUCACUAACAUCAUUGAAAGAUGUUAAACUGUGUCAUGUUUUGGCUUUAUUGUGCAGUAUUGUAUUGUAUUGUAUUGUAUUGCUGUAUUAGUCAUGAUGAGAAUAUCUAGUUUCUUUAAGGCAAAAAUCCAAUUUUAAUUCAAAGAGUUACACUUUGUGAGAUAUCAACUAUCUGCUCAAGUGACACUUGUGUAUCUAUCAGGUUACACUGAUAGCAUUAAAAGAAUAAAAUCACUUUUAUUUGAAUCCUAUUAAAUGUCAUAACAGCGGUCUUACACAACAGACUGUCCAUAUUUUAGUGACUUCGAAACAUCGAUUCCAGGUGUCAGGUACUACGUAGAAGUGUCGCACUUUGGAAUAGGAGUGUAUGUAGUUCUUGCCAUUUAGUGUUAACGUACCAUGUUUUGACAAAAUAUUCAACCAAAUGUAGUUCACCACUCUGGAGGUUUCUCUGUCCAUUUCUGAUGAUUUGGUCUGAUUUGAGCUAACUUAGGUUUUUAUAUUUAUGU
Molecule: messenger RNA, 2169 nt
Organism: Xiphias gladius (swordfish)
Lineage: Eukaryota; Metazoa; Chordata; Actinopteri; Istiophoriformes; Xiphiidae
Product: tubby-related protein 1-like
Exons: 10
Coding region: 193-1248 (351 amino acids)
Biological process (GO): protein localization to cilium
Cellular component (GO): cilium
Molecular function (GO): actin filament binding
Source: RefSeq, a predicted model, not a curated record